This is a messenger RNA of Bufo bufo (common toad), 2292 nucleotides long. It is a transcript of the gene BRINP2, whose product is annotated as BMP/retinoic acid inducible neural specific 2. The record is from RefSeq and is a predicted model, not a curated record. NCBI's taxonomy places the organism in Eukaryota, Metazoa, Chordata, Amphibia, Anura, Bufonidae. Gene Ontology annotation, biological process: positive regulation of neuron differentiation; negative regulation of mitotic cell cycle.
AUGAGGUGGCACCGGUACACCCGCUCUGACUGGGCAUGGCUGGUGCUGACUUGGUUGUCUGUAAUGCUUUGUUUGGCAACCGCUACAGCCACACUUUCUAGGCAACAUGGCGCGGCCGCCUCAUCCGGUCAGGCAUCACUGGACUGGUUGCUUAGUAACAGGGGCCCGUUCCAUGGGGCCCAGCAAUACAUGGACUUUGCUGAGAGGUACCAACAAGGGUAUACCACCAGGUAUCGCGUUCACAGAGAGUUUGGUCGCUGGAAAGUGAAGAACAUGGCGCUGGAGAGUAAGGAAUUUCCAAACCUAACACUAGCUCCAGAGUUUGUCCGGAACAUCCGUCAGUUGGGAAGGAGACCCACCUCCUCGCAAAUCACAGAGAACUUGAUAAAGAAGUAUGGCACGCAUAUUCUACUUUCUGCUGUGCUGGGAGGUGAAGAGUCGCUCACCAUGUUCGUGGACAAGGGAAGAUUGAAGCGAGAAGCCGGAGUACGCGGGAACACAUCGGCCCCCACGUUGGAUACUCUACACCAGCUGGCAGCUUCAUAUUUCAUGGACCGGGAGAGUGCACUGAGGCAGCUGCACCACAUUCAGAUCACCACGGGAGCCAUUAAGGUAACCGAAACGAGAACCGGUCCCCUCGGCUGCAGUAACUACGACAACCUGGACUCUGUCAGUUCCGUUUUAGUGAUGGGUCCUGAGAGCAAAGUGCAGCUUCUGGGGUUGCAGGCACUGCUUCCUCAGUACUUACGAGUUAGAUUUGUGAGAGCUGCGCUGUCCUACAUUUCAUGCAACUCCCAGGGAUGGAUGGAAUGCCAGGCGGGAGAAUGUUGGUGCCACUGCGAUGCUGCCUACCCACAAUGCAACUGCCCAACUGAAGACAUUCAAAUACUGGAGAAGAGCUUAACGCAGACACAGGAACAAGCAACUGGCCAGGAGAAAGAGUUUGAGGAAUCUGCAGAGUUUCGAGCUUUUCUGAAGAAUUUGCCAACCGACCGUUUCCUCAACAUCUCUACUAUUUCAAGACUUUGGAAUGUAGACCUUCAUCUCGCCCGACGCAAUGAACAGCUAAGAGCAGGGUUCAAGCAGCUUCUGUCCAAGUGUCAACGCCAAAUGAGACGUCUGAUUAACCUUAGCAAACACUGCCUCCACCAGCCUCAGUAAUUACUGCGGGAAAGAUCAGUUUCUUAUUGGUGGCACCACAUCCAGUCCCUUCUCUAUUGCAGUGCAUCACUUGUGCCUGGCACAUUCCUGGAGGCUUCUCACAGCUGUACCUGUACUCUCCAGCAUCCCAACUGCCAGGGAAACAUUCCAUGCAUACAGGGACCUGGCUCUUUGUGUUCCCUCUGCUCAACAAUUCACCCUGCCCAGUGUGCCAGUUGCAAUCCUGGAUACACAUUAACAGCUCAAGGCCUUUGUGUGCCUUCAGUGCCUGAGUCCUCAGAACCUUACCUUGGGACAGAAGGCACUUUGCAGGACUUAGAAGUAAAGUACUUGCUUCUUAAACGGGAUGGACGCUUGAGAGCUCCAGCUUUCUUUAUCUCUGGAGAUCUCCGGCUAGGCAUGUGGUUUCAAAUGGGUGGCAGGAAGCGUAUGCUUCUAACCUGCAAAAGCAACAAACACUGGCCCAGGCAGUUGCAUCUACUUUUAGGACUUUCAAUGCGUCUCUGUCUUGCCGGGAAUGGCACACGAGACCCCCAAGUGACCGUCUAUGUGAAUCCCUUUGGAGGAAGUCACUCAGAAAGCUGGUUGCUGCCUGCUGGAGAACAAGGUUAUCCAAGUUGGGAGAAAACUUGGGACAUGGAAGGAGGAGACCGUUGCCAGAAUUGGACUUUGAUACUAGGCCACCGCUGGCGGUCAUUUUUUGAGACUGUCCAUUUUUACAUGAGAAGCAGUCCUUCGGAAGAAGAAGAAGGAGAGGAGGAUUCAGCAGAAUGGACUGACAAACAGACUUUGGAUGACAAAUUAGAAGAUCCUGAGUACGUUCGUAUUGACGGUCUUCAUGCUUUUGGUUACAGUGUACCCUUUGACCCAGAAGGCAUCAGGGGUUUAGCGCAGCAACUGGACCAACCUGGGUCCAGAGAAAUAGCACUGCUAGAAAUGCAAGAGCUAAGGAAGAGAGUGAAUUUCUUAUCACCACCAGGUGCCCGUAAACUGGAUCUAUUUAGCUGCUUACUGAGACACCGGCUGAAGAUGAGUAGCAAUGAAGUGGGAAGAAUACAGGCCCAACUUGCUUUAUUCAGCAGUCAACUUCCCAAUGGCUCCACAUAUGAGACAACAAAGCUCUGCAGCUAG